Colletotrichum navitas is the source of this 1795-nucleotide messenger RNA. RefSeq names its product nucleotide-sugar transporter. Gene Ontology annotation, molecular function: UDP-galactose transmembrane transporter activity. Gene Ontology annotation, biological process: pyrimidine nucleotide-sugar transmembrane transport. Gene Ontology annotation, cellular component: Golgi membrane. The coding region runs from base 277 to 1707 and encodes 476 amino acids. The transcript is spliced from 5 exons. The record is from RefSeq and is a predicted model, not a curated record. Lineage: Eukaryota; Fungi; Ascomycota; Sordariomycetes; Glomerellales; Glomerellaceae.
GCUGUUCCGACCAAGGAAAUCGAGAACAAAAAUAAAAAUCAAAUAAAAAUAGGGUGCCAAAAAAGACGAGCUUUCAGCCAAGCUUCUUUCCACACCCACUUUGUUCCCCUUAUCGCAAGCCACUGUCGACAACACAAAUCCCCCGACCAAGCAGAAUAUCAAUCCGGAGAGGACGACACCGAACUGCACGAAACCACCACUUAACCUCCGAAAUAAACAUCGUCAACGGCCGAUCCUUCCGGUUUGGCAGCCUCAAUUCCAUCGCCGUCAGCCACAAUGGCUCUCCUCGACGCUGCCGCGCCGCCGGCGGGGGGCCCGACUCUUCUUGGCAUGUCCAUGAAGCAGGUUUCUCUGAUCACGCUGACCUUCCAAAACUCAGCGUUGAUUCUGAUCAUGCAUUACUCCCGCAUCAUGCCUCCCGUGGGCGACCACCGAUACUUCACAUCCACCGCCGUCUUCCUCAACGAGGUCAUCAAGCUGUCCAUUUGCUUGACCUGUUCCAUCGCUGAAGUCUCGCGGACCUUGGCUCCUUCGACGCCUGCCACUGUCAUUUUCGAGCAGAUCUUCAAUUCUGUCUUCUCGGGCGACGGCUGGAAGCUUGCCAUACCCGCCACACUAUACACUCUGCAGAACACCCUGCAAUACAUUGCCGUUGGUAAUCUGGACGCCGUGCACUUCCAAGUGCUUUACCAGCUCAAGAUCCUCACAACAGCAGUCUUCUCCGUCACGAUGCUCCGACGCGCGCUCGGCAUGAAGCGUUGGAUCUCACUCUUCAUCCUGACCCUGGGAGUCUCCAUUGUGUCGCUUCCCCAACCCUCUUCCGGAAACCAUGCCGAAUCCUCUUCUGCCGGCAUCCUCCUGCACGAUACCACAGACCAUUUCUUCCCCCGUUCCGUGCACGAGCUAGGUCAAGCCGCCGAGGGCGCUUCUGAGGUGGCCCGCGAGCUCACCAAGCGCGCCGCAGACGGUCUUGCUAGCGUUGGCGGAGAAAUCGUGAAGCGGUCGGCCUCGUACCAGGGCAUCCAGGAGGACCAGGAUCCGUCGCCGCUCAUGAACUACUCUAUCGGAUUGUCAGCCGUGCUCGUGGCUGCCGUCGCCUCGGGCCUCGCGGGUGUUUAUUUCGAGAAGAUGCUCAAGGAUUCGCCGACCCCGGCUUCCGUCUGGACGCGCAACAUCCAGCUGUCAUUCUACUCGCUGUUUCCCGCUCUGGCCGGCAUCGUCUUCCUUGAUGGCGAAGACAUUACCAAGCAUGGCUUCUUUGAGGGCUACAACUCGGUUGUCUGGACCGCGAUUGUUUUUCAGGCCGUCGGCGGCGUCCUGGCCUCGCUAUGCAUCAACUAUGCCGACAACAUUGCAAAGAAUUUCGCAGCUAGCAUCAGUAUCGUUCUAAGCUUCAUGUUCAGUGUUUGGUUCUUCAAUUUUCAAGUCAAUUUCGCUUUUAUUAUCGGCACUGCGCUGGUCCUGGCCUCGACCUACCUCUACAGCAUCCCUGAGCGCAAGGGCCGCCCGCCACCAAUCACCAUCGCGAGCUACGAGAAGGCCAUGAUCGACCCUGCUUACACGCCCGCGGUCACGGAUGAGGCCAAGCUCAACCUGGACCCACUCGAUGCGGUUCGCGGCAUGGGAUUGUCGUCGUCUAGGCCAGCGUCGCCCAUGUUGCACCACCACCGCGUUCCCUCGGCUAGGGGCAAGAACCGCGAUGACUAACCUGGACGCUAUCGUCGCUCGAGUAAUGCCAGUUUUCAAUUUAUUUUGUUUACGACAGUGCUGCGAACGGCGGCCGGUCGAGUCGGUG